AUGGCUCAGGUCUUCGGUAUCCCACCUCAUCCAUACUACCCACAGGAUGCACACAUCCCAAAUUAUGUUCCCAAUACAAGCUCUCUCAUCGAGCUGCUUGUCCGCCUGGCAAGCUUGCUGAGCAUCACCGUCUUCACCGCACUAUGGCUCGCGACAAGGUUCAACCCGAGGCUCUCUCUGGUCGACAAGACUGUGUUCGGCUGGUUCGUUUUAUGUGGAUCGCUGCACUGUUUCUUCGAGGGUUAUUUCUUGUAUAACCAUGCCACCCUCGCCAGUUCACAGGACCUCUUUGCUCAGUUGUGGAAAGAGUAUGCACUGUCCGACUCUCGCUAUCUGACGUCGGACCCCUUCAUGCUCUGCGUCGAGGCCAUCACAAUCGCCGUAUGGGGACCCCUCAGUUUCGCAACAGCUGUAUCGAUCACCCGCACAGGCAGCCUGCGCUAUCCCCUCCAGAUCAUCGUGAGCGUGGCACACCUGUAUGGAGUGGCGCUGUACUACUCCACCUGCUAUGUCGAAGAGAAAACCAAUGGUGUCAUGUACAGUCGGCCCGAGUUCCAGUAUUUCUGGGUCUACUUUGUUGGAUUCAAUGCCCCAUGGGUACUUGUUCCUGCAGUCAUCAUUGUACGUAGCAUCCAGAACAUCAACAAGUCGACUAGGGCGUUCGAUAAGGUGGCCGCCACUCUAGACAGGAAGAGGGAUAGAUUGAAAGCUGCGUUUCAGUAG
Cryphonectria parasitica EP155 is the source of this 723-nucleotide messenger RNA. Its product is annotated as Emopamil-binding protein. Gene Ontology annotation, cellular component: endoplasmic reticulum; membrane. The record is from RefSeq and is a predicted model, not a curated record. Bases 1 to 723 code for a protein of 240 amino acids. Gene Ontology annotation, biological process: sterol biosynthetic process. Lineage: Eukaryota; Fungi; Ascomycota; Sordariomycetes; Diaporthales; Cryphonectriaceae. The transcript has 5 exons. Gene Ontology annotation, molecular function: steroid Delta-isomerase activity; cholestenol delta-isomerase activity; C-8 sterol isomerase activity.